Messenger RNA from Porites lobata, 2030 nucleotides. Lineage: Eukaryota; Metazoa; Cnidaria; Anthozoa; Scleractinia; Poritidae. The record is from the annotation of a GenBank genome assembly.
AUGGGUAAAAAUGACUUUUGUUGUGCGCCUAACUGUUCUAAUAGAAGGAAUCGAAAAGAAAAUAUCCAGUUCUACCGAAUUCCUAAAGGCAAAGAGUUACGGAAAAUAUGGCUGCUUCGUAUAAGACGAAAACAGUUUAAACCAACUGCUAACACUCGUUUGUGUUCAGAGCAUUUUGUUGGAGGUCGUCGAUCAAUGGACCCGAGCAGUGCUUCCUACUUUCCCUCUAUAUUUUGCCAUAGCCAUAACAAGAGCAAUAGAGGAAGAAACACACUAAGAAGUCGAAGUGCCAUUCCAAAUGAUCAAGAAGGUGACCACAAGCCGGAAGUAAAACGAAAGCUCAAGAUGGUAUGUCAAUUUUAUUACUAUAUGGUGUUUCGAGGGUUUAUUUUGUUUAAAAUCGAUUAUCAUCUUUAUAUCUUGGCGAAAGUCGAUAUUUAAACAUGUUAGUUUUCAUUCAGAUUUCUGGGAAAUAUCCACAACUAACAAGUUCCCUUCAGCCAUAAAAAAAAUUUGAAUUUUCAUCACAAGAGUAAUACAAGAAAUUCUAAUAGCCUCAAUUUAUUUAAGAAGCUUUUGUAAACUAUUUUAUUCAAUUUUAAUAUUUUAUUAACUCUAUCUUAGGAUUUUACUGUAACUCUCUACUUUUUAACUUUUUUUAGAUUUAAUAAUUUUUUAGCUAUUGUAUAUUUUAUAAUUUCUACUCAGGACCAGCCUGAAACCCACCUGAGGGUGAGGUUGCCUCCUGGCUAAAGAUAUUUACUUAUUUAGUUAUUAAAGCCCAUGUCUUCCUAGUUUGAAUGUUGCAUAUCGUGUUGUGUUAAACCAGCAGGUAAAUUGAGGUUGAAAAAUGCCGUAUAAUUGUCCUUUUUGCUAACUUUUUUUCCCUUUCUAUUCUACUGUUUCAGGGUCAAUCACAAAGGGGUAGACCAGAGACAAAGUUUGAAAUACCAGUAGAAUCAACAGUUUGGGGAGAGUGUUUGCCAGAAUCCAGUGCCCUGAAGGGUCAUGAUUAUCUGAAAUGUCAGGUGGAUCCACAAUCACAACAAUUUUCUGAGCUAUACCCAGCGGAAUGUAAUGAAUUACAAGAACUUUAUACCAAAAUUGCACAGCUCGAAAAAGAAAAUUAUAAACUCAGAGAGCGUUGUAUUUCAUUGGACCAAAUAAAACAAUCGUCUGAGUCAUGCCAGUUUUGGACUGGAUUCCCGAAUUAUGGUACAUUUAAAGCACUUUUUGACUUCCUUGACGAGGCUGCCCAGCUGAAAACAAAUUGGAGAGGACAGGCCACAGUUGAAAGCAGGCACUUUUCUGAAGCAUACAAGUCGAAACCUGGGCCAACUUCCAAAAAUUCCACUGAAGAGGAAUUUUUAAUGGUUAUGGUGAGAUUAAGGGCUGGACUCCCUUUAAGGGAUUUAGGCCAACGAUUUGGACUUUCUGUGUCCUCAGUAUCAAAGAUAUGCACUGCUUGGAUUAAUUUGAUGUACUUUGAGCUAAAGAAAUUGUGCCAAAUGCCAGAAUGGGAUCAAACUGUGAAUGCAAAACAGUUUUCUCAGUUUCCUCAUUUGCGAAUUGUACUUGAUUGUACUGAGAUCUUUUGUGAAAAGCCAUCAUCACUACAGGCAAACAAGGAGGUUUACAGCAAUUACAAAAGCCAUACCACUUUCAAGUAUUUGGUUGGCAUAAGUCCCCAUCCAGCUGUGGUCUAUGUUUCAAAGGCAUGGGGUGGUCGUGCCUUAGAUAAAAGGAUAACUCAAACAAGUACUGAUUUGCUUGACAAACUGAAACCAAAUGAUGAGGUCAUGGUUGACAGAGGCUUUGAAAUCGAAGGCACACUGACUCCACUUGGGGUUAAGCUCACCAUUCCAGAUUUCAAGGGUCAGGGAAGAGCUCAGCUGAGCGAGUCGGAAGGAAAGCGUUCUGAAAAGACCGCUGAAUCUCUAAUUCAUGUUGAGCGUGCAAUUCAGAGAAUUAAAUGCUACCAUAUUUUAGACCGUGAACUUCGUUUAACUAUGGCAUCAUUAGCUGAUUAA